ACAUACAAUCUUUAUAUGUAAUAAAUUAUGCCGGUUGAUGCCAUAAUUUGUUUAACAUCUUAAUUGUUUAUGUGUUAAUUGCAGAAUAAUUACUAAAUAAUUUAAUUUGUUGAUGGCCUUUCCUAUAGUUUUAGCGCCAUGCAUAACGAAACAAAACGCUUUUUUAAAACCCAUCGAAAGCAUCCUAUUAUAUAACAAAUACAGAACACGAGAGACACAAGAGAGAAUUGGGUUCGGUUUCAUGGCGGCCAUUGGAGCUUCUGGAUACCUCACCGCCUGCUUAACGCCAUUUUCUCAGCGGCACAUCACCUCAGACGUAUACGGAGGAGGAGUACAGAAACGUCUUCGGGUGUUAGCUGUUUCAACGGAGCGGAUAGAAAGGGCAACGAGUUUUGGAGACAAUGGAAGGUUUGAGAAUAAGAAGCAGAAAAUGGUGAAGGAAGAAACUGAGGUGAAACCAAAUAUUUACGCACACCCAGAGGAGUUGCCCGAAGUGGAGGAGGGUAGAAAGAGGUUAAAGGAGUACUUUGAAGAGUGCAAAGAGUUGAUCAGAUCAGAUGGUGGUCCGCCUCGUUGGUUCUCUCCUUUGGAGUGCUCUUCUAGCUCUCCAGAUUGUCCUCUACUUCUAUUUUUGCCUGGAAUUGAUGGCACUGGACUUGGACUUUUAAUGCAUCAUCAUAAGCUUGGAAAGAUGUUCAACAUUUGGUGCUUGCAUAUUCCAGUUAAGGAUAGAACACCAUUUACUGAGCUAGUGAAGCUUGUGGAAAGAACGGUUAGGUUAGAGAACUACAGGUCACCAAAUAGGCCAAUAUAUCUUGUUGGAGAAUCUCUUGGAGCAUGCCUUGCCUUUUCUGUUGCAGCUCGGAAUCCUGACAUGGAUCUUGUACUUGUUUUGUCUAACCCAGCAACAUCUUUUAGUAAGUCACACUUGCAACCACUAAUGCCUCUACUGGAGAUUAUGCCCGAUCAGUUCCCGCUAAAUCUCCCUUACAUGCUGAGCUUAGCAACAGGUGAUCCUUUGAGGAUGCUGUUGGAUAACCUUGUGAAAAGAGGUACUCUGCCUCAAUCAAUUGGAGAACUAUCACAAGAUCUUGUUACAAUGUCAACAUACUUCCCGGUUCUGGCUGAUAUUUUACCCAGAGAAACACUUCGGUGGAAGCUAAAUUUGCUGAAAUCUGGUUCUGCAUGUGCCAACUCAUGCCUUCAUGCUGUAAAAGCUCAGAUGCUGAUACUUUUCAGUGGAAGAGAUCAGCUGUUGCCUAGUCAAGAGGAAAGCCAAAGACUUCAAAAAGCACACCCAGAUUGUGAGAUUCGUAUGUUUGAGGAAAGUGGUCAUUUUCUCUUCCUGGAUGAUAGUGUUGAUUUGGUCACAAUCAUCAAGGGUGCUACUUUUUACCGCCGUGCAAAGCACCUUGAUUGUGUGUCUGACUACAUGCCACCAACACCUCGUGAAUUCAAAAAAAUAUAUGAAUCAUUUAGAUGGAUUGUUACUGCUACUGGCCCUGUGAUGCUCUCAACCUUAGCGGAUGGCAAAGUGAUGAGGGGACUUGCUGGAAUCCCAUCAGAGGGACCAGUCUUGUUUGUUGGUAAUCACAUGCUAUUGGGAAUUGAAAUUAUUUCCUUUAUAUCUCAACUUCUGAUUGAGAGAAAUAUUCUUGUUCGUGGGAUCGCCCAUCCAGGAAUGUUUGAAAGAUUGAAAGACAGAAGGCCCUCGGAGCCUGAACCGUCAAAUUUUGACGUAAUUAGAGUAAUGGGUGCAGUGCCUGUCUCAGCAGGAAACUUCUACAAACUUAUGUCCUCAAAAUCUCAUGCCUUAUUAUACCCUGGUGGCGUACGUGAAGCCCUUCACAGGAAGGGUGAAGAAUACAAGUUGUUCUGGCCAGAGCAAUCUGAGUUUGUGAGGAUGGCAGCUAGAUUUGGAGCCAAAAUUGUUCCUUUUGGGGUUGUUGGAGAAGAUGAUAUAGCUGAGAUGAUUUUGGAUUAUAAUGACCAAAUGAAGAUUCCUUGGAAAAGGGAAGAAAUAGAACGAACAACAAAUCGAACUCCAAGACUGAGGACUGAUGCAACUGGUGAGGUUUCAAACCAGCAAAUGCACUUUCCAUGGAUGCUUCCAAAAUUUCCAGGCCGCUUUUAUUAUUAUUUUGGGAAGCCCAUUAAAACUGAAGGAAUGAAGGUGGAACUAAGAGACAAGGACAAAUCUCAUCAACUAUAUUUACAUGUAAAGUCUGAGGUUGAGAGAUGCCUUGCUUACUUGAAAGAUAAAAGAGAAGAAGAUCCUUACAGGAAUCUAUUGUCUCGGUUCAUAUACCAGGCCACUCAUGGCUCCACCUUAACCCAUGAAAUUCCAACAUUUGAGCUCUGAUUUUUCUCUGUCAUAUAGUUAACAUCAUCUUAAUUAAUUUGAUGUUCAUGAUUUCCACAUUAAUUCCAUACUUGGCUCCAAUUCAAUCAUCUGUUAUUCCUCCCACAAUUGGAGACAAUAUACAUCUAUUUUAUUUCAUAAUUAAAAUGAAUUGAAAUUGCUGCUACAUCCAAGGAUCUCUGGUCACACCCAUUCAUGGAUUUUUUUU
Molecule: messenger RNA, 2570 nt
Organism: Durio zibethinus
Lineage: Eukaryota; Viridiplantae; Streptophyta; Magnoliopsida; Malvales; Malvaceae
Product: phytyl ester synthase 2, chloroplastic-like
Cellular component (GO): membrane
Source: RefSeq, a predicted model, not a curated record